Molecule: messenger RNA, 3486 nt
Organism: Thunnus maccoyii (southern bluefin tuna)
Lineage: Eukaryota; Metazoa; Chordata; Actinopteri; Scombriformes; Scombridae
Gene: angel1
Product: angel homolog 1 (Drosophila)
Exons: 10
Coding region: 311-2989 (892 amino acids)
Molecular function (GO): 3'-5'-RNA exonuclease activity
Source: RefSeq, a predicted model, not a curated record
CAUUGCAAAGGUGUCCGUAUUUGAAAGUAUCGUUGCCGGCUUCGUUGAAUAAAAACUAUGUGUGCAUCUCCCCUGACUGGGCGGCUGUCCGGAGCUAAUGGUUGCUAACGUGACGUUUAGUUUGCCGCUGACUGAGCAGUUUGUAAUAACGUGUUGGCGCCAGCGAUAUGUUGGUGACUUCAACUUGUUUUUCCAUCACAAGCUCAAUGUGACACGUUUUCCGGUAUGAGCUUCUGCUAUUUUCUCUGUGGUGAAAACGGGAGCGCAGAGCAAAUUAUGUUUUGUUCAGCUGUUUUGCUAGUUACAGCUCAUGGCAGUGUCGGUUGGCUUGCACCUGUUAUUGAGCGGACGCCCCCCCCGUGACGUCAGAACGUCACCAUGUGUGAAUGUUUUGCUGUGCAGUUCAAAUGCCUCAAAGAAGGGUCUCCCUCCUGCAGUGGUUAAUGGCACGGCAGUGUGGGAUGCUGGUGCUGUCACAAGCAGGAGGUUCACCCAGUCUCAGACUACCCCACUGGGCCAGCAGCUCGGCCCAAGCAGUGGGUCGAAGGGAGAAACGAAAGAAAGGAUGAAAGAGCAAAGUCCAGUAAAGCAAGACGAUACGAGGCCUGACACAGACAAAGAACAGUUGAUGGCUGUCCUGCAGGGAGAAACAAAGAAUGAGGCAAAGAUGAGUCAGGUGCAAUCUGCAGUGAAGUUGGAAGAAACAGAGAUACAAGAGGCACAGCGACAGGACAAAGUGGAAACUCUUAAGAAAGAGGACACAGAAAUAGACCAUGAUAGGUUCUAUAAUAAGCAAAACACAGAGGAUGGAACUAAUGUUGCAAGUGAGGACAUUAGUCCAGAGCUAGCACUUGGGGCACAAUUAGAGUCCCUGCAAACAGAAGACAGCAUACAGGCAACAACUUGUCCAGUGCAGGAAAAAACAGAGAUACAAAGCACUGAAGAGUCAGUAACUCCAGCUGAGGAGAGUGUUCAAUACAUCACCUAUCCAGUAACUCCAGCUGAAGAGAGUGUUCAAUACAUCACCUAUCCAGUAACUUCAGUUGAGGAGAGUGUUCAAUACACCACCUAUCCAGUAACUCCAGCUGAGGAGAGCGUUCAGUACACCACCUAUCCAGUAAGUCCAACUGUGGACAGUGUUCAAUACAUCACCUAUCCAGUAACUCCAGUUGUGGAGAGUGUUCAAUAUGCCACCUAUCCAGUAACUCCAGCUGAGGAGAGUGUUCAGUACACCAUCUAUCCAGUGGAGGAACAAAUACAGAUACAAAGCUUGGAAGAAUCAGUAACCCCAGCUGAGCCCAGUGUACAAGAAACAACCCCUUUAGUACAGGAACAAAUACAGAUACCAGGGGCUGAAGAGUUUGUGCCUGAAGCUGAAACUGUAGUCAAAGUAACUGAAUGCUGGGAUGAAUAUUUAGCUGACAAUGAUGGGGCACCUAGUUCUGACCUGGUGUUUACCUCCCUUCUUGCAAACACUGAAAACCUUACAUUUAGCGGGCAACACGAUACACAAACUGGCUGGCACUUUCCUGCAGGACCAGGCCUAGCAGACGAAGUGCAGUGCCCGCUGUGGCAAUUUCCUGCCGUGAGCUAUUAUCCUCCAGCUGAGCUGACAAUGCCCUUUGAAGUAAUGUGGAGAGUAUGGGAGGAGAUGGAUGAGAGUGCCACUGAAGCAAGGCCUGCCCUGAUACCCUUCCCAUCCACAAAGGCCUCGAUGGACUUCACUGUCAUGUCCUACAACAUCCUGGCUCAAGACCUGCUGGAGGCCAACCAGGAUCUGUACACACACUGCCCCCUGGAGGUGCUGGACUGGAGCUACCGCUGCAGCCUUCUCUUAAAGGAAAUUGAGAGAUGGGCACCAGAUAUUCUGUGUCUCCAAGAGGUUCAGGAAAACCACUAUCAUGAACAACUGUAUCCAGUCCUGACUCAGAUGGGCUACACCUGUGUGUACAAGCGGCGUACAGGCACCAAGACAGAUGGCUGUGCUACUUGCUAUCGAAGCAGUCUCUUUUCUGAGGUAUCAGUCAUCCCGCUGGAGUUCUUCAGGCCUGACGUGGAGCUCCUGAACCGACACAAUGUGGGCAUUGUUUUGCUGCUUCGGCCAGUGGUCCCCCAGGGGUCACAGGUCAAGGUGACGGGUCCACUUCUCUGUGUGGCCAACACGCACCUGCUCUUCAACCCCAGGAGGGGUGAUGUAAAGCUGGCUCAGUUAGCUAUGAUGCUGGCAGAAGUCCACCGUGUGGUCAAGUCCUGCAAGGCUAAAGGCGAACAUUGUAAUGUUAUACUGUGUGGGGACUUUAACUCUGUCCCCCACAUGCCUCUGUACCAGUUCAUCACCACCGGUGAGCUCUACUACCAGGGUCUACCAGCAUGGAUGAUAUCAGGUCAAGAGGAUUUGUCAUACAAGGCCAAUUGCCACAGACUGUUUGCUCCUCUGUGGCCCAGCUGUCUGGGAAUCAGUGACAACUGCCAGUACACUACAGUCGAGGAGAUGAAUGAGAGUCAGAGUCAGGUAUUAGGGACUCGUCAGUACAGCCAUGACUUCAUGCUGUGGCUGCGCUACUGUCCAGAUGCAUAUGUCCGUCCGCCUGACUUGCAGCAGAUCCCAGGCGUGACUGACAACACACCAGAUGCUUCAAUGAGAAACCAGCCUUUUGUUAGAAGGUUCGGACACACCAUCAGUCACCGGUUAGACCUGGAGUCGGUCUAUAAACACACUCUCCCAGGCUCUGGUAACUCAGAAGUCACGACUCUGCACUCUGAAGUAGGAGCUACUGUCGACUACAUCUUCUAUUCCCCAAAACGCAUCUCACCCUCUGAUCAAAGAGCUGGUGGCGACUUAGUGAAUAAAGGUCUGAAGUUGAUUAGUUGUCUCUCCCUCCUAUCAGAGGAUGUCUUAUGGUCAAUGAAAGGCCUUCCCAACCACAUAUUCCCAUCUGACCAUCUCAGUCUUCUGGCCAAAUUCCAGCUGGACCUGAACGCUGCAUGAGAGAAAAGACUGCGGGUGAACUGAACGAGAUGGACGUGAGAGGAUAAGCAUGUUUCUGUUCAAAUGAUUCGGUUCUUGCUCUGUACACAUUUGGUUUUUGUUUUGGUUAGUAUGGAUACCAUUAUUUGCGGUUCAAUCCUGGCAACAGAGGAUAAUAGUUUUCUAACUAAAUGGGACGUUCACAUUUUUGUUCAAAAGAGCCAGGAAAAUAACAAGCGCCAAUGUUCAACCCUGUUCCACAUGGUUUGCAUCGGAUAAAUGGUGCAGAACUAUGACUACGAUAUGACAAAUCUUAUAAUUGAUGAUGUAAUGGUAUUAAAGUCGAGGAUUGACUCUUAGUGGUGCGAUAAUGCACUCACUUGUUUAUUUUGCUGUUGACAGCUUCUGUCACAUUUUAAUUUUAUUUUAAACCUAAUUUUGAAAUGAGAAUUGCAUUUCUCCGAUUAUGAGUCAGUUCUAUUUUUUCAAAAAUAUACUGAAUAAAUAUUUUGCAUUAA